AUGGCAUGGUUCACAAUCAUCCUUCAGGCUUUUGGCUUUACAUCCAAACUACUAGGAUCGUUCGCGGCUUGGAUUCAGAGCUUGAUCGGUAAUGUUGUCACUGGAAGCCUCUUUGCAACUCUCCAGAGUGCUGCCAUGGGUGGUUUUGGAGUUGGGAUCUUGGUAAAAGCAGUCAGCAUGAUUUUUGCCUUUGUUUGUUAUGUCUUUGGGCGCUUGGCGUACUCAGCUUUCGGUCAACCGUAG
This is a messenger RNA of Fusarium fujikuroi IMI 58289, 243 nucleotides long. RefSeq lists its product as uncharacterized. Gene Ontology annotation, cellular component: membrane. NCBI's taxonomy places the organism in Eukaryota, Fungi, Ascomycota, Sordariomycetes, Hypocreales, Nectriaceae. Bases 1 to 243 code for a protein of 80 amino acids. The transcript is spliced from 2 exons. The record is from RefSeq and is a predicted model, not a curated record.